Messenger RNA from Musa acuminata AAA Group (dessert banana), 1958 nucleotides. Its product is annotated as probable protein phosphatase 2C 66. NCBI's taxonomy places the organism in Eukaryota, Viridiplantae, Streptophyta, Magnoliopsida, Zingiberales, Musaceae. The coding region runs from base 88 to 1659 and encodes 523 amino acids. Gene Ontology annotation, biological process: peptidyl-threonine dephosphorylation. Gene Ontology annotation, molecular function: protein serine/threonine phosphatase activity. The transcript is spliced from 5 exons. The record is from RefSeq and is a predicted model, not a curated record.
CUCCGCUCCCUCCCUCCCUCCGUCUCUCGAGCUCUCUGGAACCUGCGCGAGCUCGACCGCAGCCGUUCGAUCAGUGGUAGCUUUCAAAUGGGUUCCUGCAUGUCGUGCUCCCAGACGGCGGCGAAGGAGCCCGCCGGCGCCUCCUCGUCCCGCGCCCGGUCUGGCUCCCAGAGCUGGAAGGCGAGGAAGAAGCUACAAGAGCAGGAGGGGGCGAAGGGCGAAGGAGGAGGAGGGGGAGGACGGUGGCCAGCGGCCGUCUCCGUCUUUGGCGACGUAAGGGAGGACGAACUCCACCGGUUGCCCGAUCGGUUGUUCUUGAAUGGCGCCACCGAGGCUGCGUGCCUCUAUACUCAGCAGGGGAAGAAGGGGACCAACCAGGACGCCAUGAUCGUUUGGGAGAAUUUUAUGCUGAGAAGUGACACAAUCUUCUGUGGAGUGUUUGACGGUCAUGGUCCAUUUGGUCAUAUGGUUUCCAAGAAAGUCAGAGAUUCUCUUCCUCUCAAGCUAUCCGAUCAAUGGAGAGCUAAUUUUAAUGGCAACAAGGGCCCUCAUCAAUUUAAUAGCAUGUCUGGAGGGACGGAUUCUGUAGAAACAACAUCAAUUACCAUUGACGAUGAGUUCAGUGAUUCCUUAGAUGUCGAUGAGAAUGAAACACUACCUGCGAUGUAUCUUCCACUUAAGAAGUCUAUUCUGAAGGCCUUUAAAAUAGUGGAUAAAGAAUUGAAGUUCAACCCUACAAUUGAUUGUUUCUGUAGUGGAACUACAGCUGUUACUGUUGUAAAACAGGGGCGGGAUCUUGUAAUAGGGAACCUUGGGGACUCAAGAGCAGUAAUGGGCACACGGGACAAGCACAAUAAUUUGAUUGCAGUAGAGUUGACUGUGGACCUGAAGCCCAAUCUUCCAAGAGAAGCAGCCAGAAUCCAGCAAUGCAAAGGAAGAGUUUUUGCCCUGCAGGAUGAACCAGAAGUUGCCCGAGUAUGGUUACCAAACAGUGACUCUCCUGGCUUGGCCAUGGCCAGAGCUUUUGGGGACUUCUGCCUCAAAGAUUAUGGUUUGAUAUCUGUUCCAGAUAUCUCAUAUCGUCAUCUCACUGACAAAGAUGAAUUUAUCAUUCUGGCUACUGAUGGGGUUUGGGAUGUUCUUUCAAACAAGGAAGCUGUUGAUAUUAUUGCAUCAGCACCAACCCGUGGAACUGCUGCCAGAGCUCUUGUUGAUUGUGCGGUUCGAGCUUGGCGAUUAAAAUUUCCUACCUCAAAAAUUGAUGACUGUGCUGUUGUCUGUCUAUACUUGGAUAACCCAUCAUCAUCUGACCAAUCUCAGACAGUCCACUCCAAGAAGUCGCCUAUUCAGCCAGCAGUAUCAACAGCAGUAGUAAUAGAUGAUUCAAUUGCGGGUGGAGCUCAAGUUCGUGCUUCCCCAUUGGAAUGCUCGCACACUCUUCUUGAUGCUAAUGAGAUUGUUCCAGUGUCUGAGGUAUCCAGGGUGCCAAGGGUGGCAGAAAGAUCCCAGUCUAGUAAGAGUCUUGCUGAUUGUAUAUCUGCGACAGAGGAUGAGGAAUGGUCUGCCCUAGAAGGUGUUACGCGAGUCAACUCCUUACUUAAUCUUCCGAGGUUUUUGUCUGGUGACAAAGGGUCGACAAGUCGGAAGAAAUGGUUUUGAGGAUGAUCUUGAACAUGAAAAUUUGGAACAUGCUAUUUUGGCCGUUCUUUCCAUUAACUAGUAUCACAAAAGGAAGAUGAGGCCAAGUAAUUGGAGUUUCUGUUCAAAAUCAUGAUGCUACAUGUACUAUUGUUCAUUGGAGAAUCAUACUUCACAGGUUUCAUUACUUGUGUAAAUAGGUUUUGUUCCUUUUUAGGUGUGAGGAAGCUUGUGAAAUAUGCAUCCAAUGUUCAUGAAACACAAAUUGUACAAUGUUGAUUCCUUCUUUUGCCAAACAGAAAAAUUCUCCCAUUCUACUA